CCCGCCCCCGCCCGCGGCAGGAGCGCGCCUCCCUCGCCGCCCCGGGUCUGGCGAGCCGGCGCCAGCGGAGCUGCGGGAGCCGCGGAGAGCACCAGGCGCCGCCGCCGCUGGAGCUGCUCCGGCCGCACCAUGCGGGAGCUGGCCAUCGAGAUCGGGGUCCGAGCCCUGCUCUUCGGGGUCUUCGUUUUUACAGAGUUUCUGGAUCCGUUCCAGAGAGUCAUCCAGCCGGAAGAGAUCUGGCUCUAUAAAAAUCCUCUGGUGCAAUCAGACAACAUCCCUACCCGCCUCAUGUUUGCAAUUUCUUUCCUCACACCCCUGGCUGUUAUUUGUGUGGUGAAAAUUAUCCGGCGAACAGACAAGACUGAAAUUAAGGAAGCCUUCUUAGCGGUGUCCUUGGCUCUUGCUUUGAAUGGAGUCUGCACAAACACUAUUAAAUUAAUAGUGGGAAGACCUCGCCCCGAUUUCUUUUACCGCUGCUUUCCAGAUGGAGUGAUGAACUCAGAAAUGCACUGCACAGGUGACCCCGAUCUGGUGUCCGAGGGCCGCAAAAGCUUCCCCAGCAUCCAUUCCUCCUUUGCCUUUUCGGGCCUUGGCUUUACGACGUUCUACUUGGCUGGCAAGCUGCACUGCUUCACCGAGAGUGGGCGGGGGAAGAGCUGGCGGCUCUGUGCCGCCAUCUUGCCCCUGUACUGUGCCAUGAUGAUCGCCCUCUCCCGCAUGUGCGAUUACAAGCAUCACUGGCAAGUGGGAAAGCAGCACUACCAGGAAUCCAGGAAUCCGGUCCGUCGCUUGCUGCUACAUCAAUUCUUUCGUUGGUGGAGUCAUUGGCCUCAUUUUUGCAUACCUUUGCUACAGACAGCACUACCCGCCUCUGGCCAACACAGCUUGUCACAAACCAUACGUCAGUCUCCGAGUCCCGACCUCGCUGAAGAAGGAUGAGAGGCCCACAGCUGACAGCCCUCCCAGCAUGCCUCUGGAGGGGAUCACCGAAGGCCCCGUAUGACCCGUGUCUCAGGCGGAUGGACGUUGAGCCCAGGGCACGCUCUUCCACCCCGCCAUCAUAACAUGAUAGAAGAGGUUUUCCGUAGUGUGUUUCUCAUCAAUUGUUUCUCAAAGUUAUCCUUCUGCUUCCAUUUUGCCGACGGUGUUCCUGCUACCUUGAAUGUCUCCUUUCAACUUUCUUGACUCUGCCAAGGAAGGACACAGGAACAGGCUCUGAGAGACGUGUGGAAGGAGGCUGCAAGGGUGGGGUGGGUGCAGCUUGGUCGAUUCUUCCAUCUGUAAUGUUUACUCUAGCACCCGCCUUCCUAUGUGUUCAUGGUCGUGAAGCAUAAUAAAGCUCCCCCGGAAGACA
Messenger RNA from Equus caballus (horse), 1354 nucleotides. RefSeq names its product phospholipid phosphatase 4 (gene PLPP4). Gene Ontology annotation, molecular function: phosphatidate phosphatase activity. NCBI's taxonomy places the organism in Eukaryota, Metazoa, Chordata, Mammalia, Perissodactyla, Equidae. Gene Ontology annotation, biological process: phospholipid dephosphorylation; phospholipid metabolic process. The record is from RefSeq and is a predicted model, not a curated record.